Molecule: messenger RNA, 2752 nt
Organism: Sander lucioperca (pikeperch)
Lineage: Eukaryota; Metazoa; Chordata; Actinopteri; Perciformes; Percidae
Product: inhibin beta B chain
Exons: 2
Coding region: 698-1825 (375 amino acids)
Biological process (GO): SMAD protein signal transduction; BMP signaling pathway
Cellular component (GO): extracellular region
Molecular function (GO): hormone activity; cytokine activity; growth factor activity
Source: RefSeq, a predicted model, not a curated record
CUACAAUUGUUUGGUGCCUAUGUGGCUCGCUCAAUCUGUAACUGGGUUAAAGGGCACUGGAUUUAAACUUUGUUCACUAAGAGUGUUGGCAGGUUGCGUAUUCUGCUCAGGAGAGGGCAACGAGGCAGAAAAACUACCUGUUGUGAUUAACGUAGAUGUCGACAUUAUUGUAUCCAGUUUAUGAGUUUAUAUGCAGGCUAUCUCAACCAAUCACUCUUAAACUGAUGUCUUUGUUAAUGCAAUGCAGCGAGUGAGGUAAUGUACCAGGUGUGUCAUUGGCAUUUGUUUUAAUUGAUUCCGUGUGCCGUCAUUCCUUCUCUGUGUAUGUGGUCAGUAGUCUACGUGUGGGCGAGUGUUUUGCGUGUGUUGAGUGAGUGAUGUGUUGUGUGUGAAAGCAGGACAUACUGAUGCUUUGCCAGUAAUUUCCUCGAUGCCUCGAUGCGCUCAUUGGUGCGUCCCUCCAACGUGUCACCAGUUUUGGUGGAUUACCCCAGAUAUCUUCACCAUCGGGAGGGUGAAACACCAUUCCCUUUUCUCAACUCUUGUCUUCACUGUGCUGUCAACAAGGACCUCUGACAACAAUUUUUCAAACUUAUUACUUCCAAAGAACAACUAAGGAAAAAGGAUUUGAAGAUUUGUAUUUGUUCUUUUACGCACGCCUAGCACAGAAAUACAUUUAUUUACUUCAGAGUCGAGGAUGACGCAGUCUUUUGUACUUCCAGCGUUUCUGUUUUUUGCACACUUGCUGAUGCAGGGUCUCUGGGUCAGUGGCUCCCUUGGCUGCGCGUCCUGUGGUUUGCCUGCGAUGGAGAAAGACGCAGAGGAAAGGCUGAUGAUAGAAUUCGCCAAGCAGCAACUUUUGGACAAGCUGCACCUGAAAGAGAGACCAAACAUCACUCAGACGGUGUCCCGGGCAGCGCUCCUCAUUGCACUGCGCAAACUGCAUUCGGGGCGCGUCAGACAGGAUGGUACUCUUGAACUAGAAAACAGUAGGCCUAUACCUACCAACGACCAAGGCUAUGAAAUAGUGAGCUUUGCAGAUCUAAAUGAGACAGAGAUUGGUGAUGCGGCCAGCCUUAGUCUUACCUUCCAGUUUCUGCAGGAACGUGGCCAAAGUAUCCAGGUGCUCCAGUCUUCUCUGUGGAUCUACGCCCGCUCCUCUGAGGACCCUCAUCGAGACUCCCGCCUCUCUGCCCGGGUCUUCCUCUCUGCAGAAGGUGGGUUGUCAGGCUCUAACCGCACCCUGGUGAUGGAAAAGAUGCUGGAAGUCCAGGAAAGUAGCUGGCACACCUUCCCCAUCACCCGCACCCUGCAGGCCUUCCUGGAUGGCGGCCAGCGCCAGCUGCAGCUGGAGGUCAGCUGUGAUGAGGAUGGGAAGAACCUUUGCUCCCUGGAUGGUUCUGACACCCCCAACCAGCCCUUCCUGGUGGCCCAGGUGCGUCUCCGUGACGACCACUCCAAACACACACUUAGGAAGCGCUCGUUGCGUUGUGGUGACGAUGUAAGCGUGUGCUGCAAGAGAGACUUCUACAUCAAGUUCAAGGAUAUCCAGUGGCAUGACUGGAUCAUUGCUCCUGAAGGCUACCAUAUGAACUAUUGCAUGGGUCAGUGCCCCCAACAUCUGGCUGGCUCUCCAGGUAUAGCGUCCUCAUUCCAUGCCACUGUCUUCAGCCAGCUGAAAGUCAACGGCAUAAACACAGCUGCAUCUUCAUGUUGUGUUCCCACUGAGCGCCGGCCACUCUCCAUGGUGUACUUCAACUCCCAGCACAGCAUUGUCAAAACGGACGUCCCUGAUAUGAUAGUGGAGUCCUGUGGAUGUACAUAAAUGACAGAGUAUGAAAGACAUGGCAUAGUUAACAUAGAUUUGUUUCAACACAGGAUAAUGAUGUGUGUAGACAGACAGAAAGAUAACACACAAGAACAGAGCAGGUUAAGUAUUUUUCUAUAUAUAGUUUGGGACAACCAACUCUAAUUAUGUUGUUACUUGUACUUUAAAAAAGAAAAUAGAAGUAACAACUUUGCUUUGUUUCAAAUUAGAUAAGUGUGUUGAAAUGGACACAUCAUUUAGCAGCGUAGACAUAAACAACUGUAAUGUCACAAACAUUGUUUCAAAAUGACUACAUUAGGGAAAUAUAGGCACAAAGACAAAUAUGUUUUUAUUUAUUUAUAUUUUAAAAAAUUGUCACAUAUUUUUUUUUUAUUUCAUUUUAGAGUAAUGCACAGUAUGUAAACAGCUAGUUAGAGAGAAACUGUUGAGUGCUUAGAACCGAUUGAAUGAAUCCAAAUAAGAAUAUACAGUGAGUCUGAAUGGACAGACACAUUUUUUAUUCAUAUGUCAGAGGCUUUAACUAAAGAGAGAAUAUAAACAAAGCCACCUUAACAUAUGGCAGACUGAACACAGACAAGAAAGUGUGAUAUUAAUGUAAAACAUUUAUAGUGGUGACAAGAAGAUCAGGCCAGGGCUGAUUGAAGUCCUGCUUAUAUUAAAGGUCACACAAAGCCCAUAGAGAUAAAUAUGAAGCCUUCACUGUAGUGUACAUUUUAGAAAUGCAAUCUUUUUUUCCUUUUCGUCAUAUAUAGAUUAUUUAUUUUGUAUUUCACAAUUGCUGCUGGGAUUUUGUCCAAAGUCAAAUGUUUUAAUGGAUCUCAGGAAAUUGGGAUCAGAGCUGACUGCACGUCUAAUUCUUUCAAAACAUUAGCUGCAGUAUGUUUUCAUGUAAUAGUCCCUAUGUCCACAUUAAAUAUCUAAUCA